Messenger RNA from Impatiens glandulifera, 2074 nucleotides. Its product is annotated as indole-3-acetic acid-amido synthetase GH3.6-like. Bases 22 to 1857 code for a protein of 611 amino acids. Gene Ontology annotation, cellular component: cytoplasm. Gene Ontology annotation, molecular function: indole-3-acetic acid amido synthetase activity. Lineage: Eukaryota; Viridiplantae; Streptophyta; Magnoliopsida; Ericales; Balsaminaceae. The transcript is spliced from 3 exons. The record is from RefSeq and is a predicted model, not a curated record.
UUUUCAUUUCUUUUCUUAACCAUGCCUGAAGCUCCAAAUAUCCUGUUACCUAAAGACUCCGAUUACAAUCUUUUAGAAAAAAACAAAAAGGUUUUUCAGUUCAUUGAGGAUGUGACGUCAAAUCCCGACGAAGUUCAACGACGGGUAUUGGCUGAAAUCCUGACACAGAACGCCGGAGUUGAGUACUUAAGGCGACAUGAUUUUACUAAUGGAGAAACCGAUCGAGAAACGUUUAAGAAAUUGUUGCCUGUUGUUUCUUAUGAGGAUUUACAGUCUGAUAUCAAUCGAAUCGCUAAUGGAGAUAAAUCUGCGAUUCUUUCUUCACGACCCAUUUCUGAAUUCUUAACAAGCUCGGGAACUUCUGGAGGAGAGAGAAAGCUUAUGCCCACCAUUGAAGAUGAGCUUGAUAGGAGAUCACAUCUUUACAGUCUCCUAAUGCCAAUAAUGAGUCAAUUCGUUUCUGAUUUAGAUAAAGGCAAAGGAAUGUAUUUCUUAUUCACAAAAUCAGAAGCUAAAACACCCGGAGGUCUUUUAGCCCGACCCGUUUUAACCAGUUUCUAUAAAAGUAAUCAUUUUCGAGAAAGACCAUAUGACCCGUAUACAAAUUACACUAGCCCAAAUGAAACCAUUCUCUGCCCGGAUUCAUACCAGAGUAUGUAUUCCCAAAUGCUAUGCGGGUUAUGCCAGCAUAAUGAAGUCCUCCGGGUCGGGGCAGUUUUCGCCUCUGGUUUCAUCCGGGCUAUCCGUUUCCUAGAGAAACAUUGGCCUCUACUCUGUCAUGAUAUCCGUACUGGUGUACUAAACCCACAAAUAACCGACCCAUCUGUUAGGGAAGCUGUUGAAAGGAUUCUGAAACCCGACCCGGAUUUGGCUUUUUUCUUUGAAACUGAAUGCGGGCGGGAAUCAUGGCAGGGGAUUAUAACCCGGUUAUGGCCUAAUACUAAAUAUGUUGAUGUUAUUGUGACAGGGACUAUGUCACAGUAUAUUCAAACUCUUGAUUAUUAUAGUAAUGGUCUUCCUCUGGUUUGCACCAUGUAUGCCUCUUCUGAAUGCUAUUUUGGUGUUAAUCUUAAUCCUCUUUGUAAACCUGGUGAUGUCUCCUAUACCCUAAUCCCAACAAUGGCGUAUUUUGAGUUCUUACCUGUAAACAGAAACAAUGGUAAUGUCCCAAAAGCUCUCAACGAGAAAGAACAGCAGGAAUUGGUUGAUCUCGCCGAUGUUAAACUCGGCCAUGAUUAUGAACUCGUCGUCACAACUUACUCCGGGUUAUACAGAUACAGAGUUGGUGAUGUGUUAAGAGUGGCUGGAUUCAAGAACAAAGCGCCACAAUUCACUUUCAUAUGUCGGAAAAACGUGGUUUUAAGCAUUGAUUCUGACAAGACAGACGAGGUUGAGUUACAAAACGCGGUUAAGAACGCAGUGAACCAUUUGGUUCCAUUCGACGCGACGGUUACAGAGUACACUAGCUAUGCUGAUUUAACAACGAUUCCUGGUCAUUAUGUUCUGUUUUGGGAACUAAGUGUUAAAGGUUCAACUCCUAUUCCACCUUCUGUAUUUGAAGAUUGUUGUUUGGCGAUUGAGGAAUCGCUGAAUAGCGUUUAUAGACAGGGGAGAGUGGCGGAUAAAUCUAUUGGUGCGUUGGAGAUUAAAGUGGUGGAAAGUGGAACUUUUGAUAAGUUGAUGGAUUAUGCGAUUAGUUUGGGUGCAUCUAUUAAUCAGUAUAAAACGCCGCGAUGUGUUAAAUUUGCACCGAUUGUUGAGCUUUUGAAUGCUAGGGUUGUUAAGAGUUAUUUUAGCCCGAAAUGUCCUAAAUGGGUUGCUGGGCAUAAGCUAUGGGUAGGAGGAAACAACAACUGAUCAACCCAAAAAAACAUGGGAAAAAAAUGUAAUGGUUUGAUUAUGUUUAGGAAAGGCAACAUUUUGCCCCCAUCUAGGUUUAACCCAUCGAUCUGUUUUUUUUUUUCUUUUUUUUUUGUUGCUGGUUGUUUAUUUGUGUCUUUGCAUUUUAACUACUAUUAAUGUUCAGCUUGAUUUAGGAAGUUGCAAUUAGCCAUGUACAAAUGCUUCUACUCUC